UUGUGUUAAUUUUGUAACUGGAUUUUAUUUUUAUUGUUAAUCGUAUUUCAAGUUGGUAGCUGCUUUAUGGUUUACAAUAUUAGUAGUUUAUGAAAAAUUAAUACAAUUUUUUUAUUGUACUGUUUUUUGAGAGAAGUUUAUCGCUGUGAUUACUAUUCAAAAUGGCGCCGAGUAAUACUAAGUUGGUGAAGUAUGUUGUUUGUUGCGUGGCUGCAGUUCUUAUGGUCGUAGCGUGUAUUAUGUGCAUGAUGGGUCAUGCACAAGGCAUUGUAUCUGUGGCCGAUGGGUCCAUAACUAUGGGCUUAUGGACAGUGGGAACGAAUGGAGGAAGUAGGACUUAUGAUUUGAACUUCGGGGUCAAAGCAGACAUGGGCCUGAUCCCCACCUCCAUCAAGACAGCCCUUCUGCUGGAUGACUCAUCGUUUCAGAGGAGGGUGAACUCGGCCAGAGUGUUCCUCCUGUUCAGCCACUUCUCCUCAGUCGUUGUCUUCUUCUUCUUCGUCAUGUUCACACUCGACAUCCUGAAGGACAAGAAGGGCGCGGCUGGACUGGUGGGCGUCAACCUCAUACACAUGUUGCUUCUGGUGAUAGCGUGUGCGUGUAUGCAGAGUGGCUUGAACAAGAUCUCCGCCGUCGACCACCUCGAGUGGAGUGGCGCUCUCAUUUGGACAGGGUUCGCCCUCUCACUUUUCUGUCUGCUCAUGAGUCUGGUGGGAACAGUAGCCGACAUGAACACCCCUCAUGAUUCGUACGACGUGGACGAAGGAAGAGAUACGAACACUGCUACGACUAAUCCCGACACCGAACAAGCCACGACUCAGUUCGGACAGGCAGUCGAGGCCGAGUGAAUAUUAGUGAUUGACGGGUGAAAACAAAUCAGAGCGUAUACCAUUUAAAUACCUUUUCUCAUGGGUGGCUUUGACCUGAAAAAUAAAAGUUUUUCAAUGCAAUUGUUUAUUUGAAAAAUGUUGAGAAAUUUUGUACGCUCUAAUUUGACAUCCCUAUUCGAAGCUGACAAAAAUACUAAUACUCGACUGUUUUGAUUGGCCUGCUUCUUAAACUGGAGCUCAAUUUAAAAAAUGAUUGAUUUUAUUCAAAGUGCAGAAAGUGAAAAUCAAACAAUAAUAAAUAAUAAUAAAAAUAUUUGGAACUUC
Messenger RNA from Symsagittifera roscoffensis, 1154 nucleotides. RefSeq lists its product as uncharacterized. The transcript has 4 exons. Bases 162 to 848 code for a protein of 228 amino acids. NCBI's taxonomy places the organism in Eukaryota, Metazoa, Xenacoelomorpha, Acoela, Convolutidae. The record is from RefSeq and is a predicted model, not a curated record.